This is a messenger RNA of Schistocerca serialis cubense, 6170 nucleotides long. It is a transcript of the gene KLHL18, whose product is annotated as kelch-like protein 18. Lineage: Eukaryota; Metazoa; Arthropoda; Insecta; Orthoptera; Acrididae. Gene Ontology annotation, molecular function: protein binding. The coding region runs from base 79 to 1797 and encodes 572 amino acids. The record is from RefSeq and is a predicted model, not a curated record. The transcript has 10 exons.
UCGAAUCGUAGCAGCAAUGUUGUAAAUGUAAAUUAAAUUGUGUUUUUUGUUUGAAAAGUGAGGACAUUGAUAUUAGUGAUGCAGCCCGAAACUGAAAACGAAGAAUGUGUUAUAUUUCAGCAAUUGGACCUAUUUUCUCAAGGGUUUCCUAUUAUGGAAGAAAUUCGGCGGCAGGGUAAAUUAUGCGACGUGACGUUAAAGGUUGAUUCACAGUCCUACAGUGCCCACCGAAUUGUUCUUGCGGCUACUAUUCCCUAUUUCAAUGCGAUGUUUACACAUGAUAUGGUGGAAAGCAAGCAAAGAGAAAUAACUAUUCAAGGCAUUGACUCAUCGGCACUCGAGGCACUGGUUAAUUUUGCAUAUAGUGGAAGAGUUGUCAUUGACAGCAACAAUGUGCAGUCUUUAAUGGUUGGUGCAUCUUUCCUUGCCCUGCACAAAGUCAGAGAUGCAUGUGCUGACUUCUUAAAACGGCGGUUUCAUCCAAAUAAUGUUCUUGGUAUAAGAUCAUUUGCAGACACAUUAUGCUGCUCGCCACUUGUUGAAGCUGCAGACAAGUAUGUGCAACAGUAUUUCAAUGAUGUUUCUUUGUGUGAUGAAUUUCUAUCGUUAUCACAGAAUGAACUGAUUGAUAUUGUUAGAAGAGAUGAACUACAUGUUAUCUCAGAGGAACAGGUCUUUGAGGCUGUUAUGAGGUGGGUUAAGAGAGAUCCUGAAGGCCGCAAGAAAAAUUUGCCACAACUUCUUGCCAAAGUUCGUUUACCUCUUUUGCCUCCACACUACUUGGCUGACCGGGUGGCCACAGAAGAAUUAAUCAGAUCGUCUCAUGAAUGUCGUGAUCUUCUGGAUGAAGCAAGAGAUUAUCAUCUUAUGCCUGAGAGGAGAUCUCUUCUGCAAAGUUUUAGAAUAAAGCCACGUUGCUGCAACUAUGUUAUGGGCCACAUAUUUGCUGUUGGUGGUUUAACAAAAACAGGGGAUUCUCUAAGCACUGUCGAAGUAUUUGAUCCAAUUGUUGGCCGUUGGCAGCUAGCUGAAGCCAUGAGUAUGUUGCGUAGUAGAGUGGGUGUUGCUGUGAUGCGCAACAGGCUUUAUGCGUUUGGUGGGUACAAUGGCAGUGAACGAUUAUCCACUGUUGAAGUAUUUGAUCCGCAGAAACGUGUCUGGAAUAAAGUUUCACCAAUGCACUGCAGACGAAGUGCUGUUGGUGCAGCUGCAUUGAAUGACUGCUUAUAUGUUUGUGGAGGCUAUGAUGGUGUUACUUCACUGAAUACUGUGGAGUGUUAUUCCCCAGACAAAGAUGAGUGGACGAUGGUGCCAAAUAUGAUCAGACAUCGCAGUGCUGGUGGUGUAGUUGCAUUUGAGGGCUAUAUCUAUGCCCUUGGUGGUCAUGAUGGUCUCUCAAUAUUUGAUUCGGUGGAGAGGUACGAUCCACGAACUGGCCAGUGGACUUCUGUUUUACCAAUGCUUACAAGGCGUUGUCGGCUUGGAGUAGCAACACUAAAUGGAAAGCUUUAUGUGUGCGGUGGCUAUGAUGGCUCAACAUUUCUGCAGUCAGUGGAAAUGUAUGAUCCCAUUUUGAAUCAGUGGAAGUUUGUUGCACCAAUGAAUGUAAUGCGUAGUCGAGUUGCGUUGGUUGCGAACAUGGGUAAGCUGUGGGCAAUUGGAGGAUACGAUGGUGUUUCAAAUUUAUCUACAGUUGAAGUCUAUGACCCAAAUACAGAUUCAUGGUCAUUUGUAGCAUCAAUGUGUGCCCAUGAAGGAGGAGUCGGUGUGGGUGUCAUACCUAUAUGUAAAGACUGACAGCUGAGUGUCAAAAUUUACAGUUAAUUUGUUGAAAUGUUUAUUGUGGAUGGUGAUUGUGGCUUGGCUGACUUUUAUUUCAUCACACACGUUUCAUAACUGUUUUUUUGUAAAUAAUUUAUAUUCUUGUUGCAUUUUAUUUUUUGUUCUAUAUUUAAAGAAAUGUCAUUCUUGAUCUGAUAUGGAUAUUUGCUUUCACAGCGAACGAUCUCAGAUUUCAAAACUGUUAAGAACUAUAUCUGAAAUAAUAGUCCAGUGAUAAAAUGAAUAUGAUUGUCAUAUUUAAUUGGUUGAUAUGCCAAGAGAAUGAAUGUGAAACAAUUAAAAAUUGAGAUUAUUUUUAAAUGUUUGUUGUUAUUCUUAUUGCCAUGCAAAGUUUGCAUUUUUAAUGAUCAUAUUAUUAUCUACUUAAUAUUUUCUUCUUUUAAGUGGUACUGUGAUAAAACUAUAAAAACCACUCUAAUAGUAAAUUUUUAGCAGUUUUUUUAACUGCUACACUAAUAGUACUAAAGGAGGUCUUGAUUAUGGGAUUAUAGUUUGCAGAAUUAAAUUCAUUAAAAUGAUUUAAUUUCUUUGUAAUGGUAAGCUAUAGGGUAAUGUAAAUUAUGCUACUAUUCACUGCUAAUAUGGAACUCAGACUUUCCUGACUUAGUUUUCUGGAAGAGUAUGCUGUUACGUGGCAUCAUUUCUCAUGUAUUGACAUAAGACCUGCAGAUUCAAGCUGUGGCCAGAAGAAAAUUUUGGCUCUUGUUCUUUACUAAAAUUGAUUAACUUCUGCUGUUUGCAGUUCCACCAUUUACAAGCAAACAUACAAACAAUUAUGAAAAAUAAAAAUAUGCCAUUAUCUGUUGUUUGUAAUUUUCAUUAAUGGGAUUAAGCCAAACUAACUGUACAAGCAGUCUGAUACAGUUGUCUUAUAACAGUCAAUCUGUCUGGUAGUAACAGAAGCACUGUGUUGAUAAUAAGCUGUGGUUCUGAGAUAAACUGUUCCUCUCUCAUGAAUUUAGUCAUCAUCAACACUAAUACUGGCCAUUUAUGAACCUCUCCAAUUCAGAAUUUCCUCAGCUGUCUCAUUACGCUUACAAUCACAGAAAUUUCAGUACCCCAAUUACAUUCCCUUACCACAGCACAUCUUAAGGAGUAUGUUAAGAGAAAUCUGUCACAAUUAUUGAUAGCAUUAAUUAAUACCCUCCUCCAACCUCUCCCUCUCAGUGGGAGUGCCUGUGUGCAACUGUAUAUGCCCAAAUUUCUCUCUUUUUACUGCUUUUUGUAUUAUGAUUUGUUUUAUUCUUCCUUUGGAGUUUAUUGAACAUUUCUGUAAUAUCUUUGUACCUUUACAUUAAAUGGAGCACCAGUUGUACAGGCUCAUCGUUGAACUUUUAGUUUUUGUACUCAUCUUGUUCAUUAAGGCUGGUAAGUGAUGCUAAAGUAGAGGCUUCUCAAUUUUCUUUAAAGCUUCUUACAUACAAAAGCUUCUUCUCCUUAGUACACACCAAAUGAAACAAUCCUUUUAACUACUUCUCUACUGCUGGGUUCACAUGGCCAGGGUUUUUCAGUCGUCAUGCACAUAAAUUUGAAGAAUUGUGGCUCAACUUUGAUGCCCUGCAUAAGCAAUGAAGAAAUAUUUCAUUACUUUCCAGUAAUAUUAAGAAUGAACUGCCAGUUAGUGCUCCAAGAACUAAUUUUUCACAAAUAAUUCUGAGUAUCACAACAGUUUCCGUAAGUGAUCACUUCUUAAUUAUAACCUUGUUUCAUGAAUGAUGGCGGUUCACAUAGGUCAAGGCACAGAUGAGUAUUCCAGUGUUGUCAGUUCCAAACAGCAUUUGCAGUACUCGCAUACACGUGCUUUGUACUUGAAGAAAGCAUGAAUCUUGCAAAUUAUGUCUCUCACUUGCUCGUGCAGACUUUCUCACUUAUGCAGACUUUCUCACUUAUGCAGACUUUCUCACUUAUGCAGACUUUCUCACUUAUGCAGACUUUCUCACUUAUGCAGACUUUCUCACUUAUGCAGACUUUCUCACUUAUGCAGACUUUCUCACUUAUGCAGACUUUCUCACUUGUUGCCAACAUCUGCAAUGACAGCUCGCAACAAAUGGAAUAAAAAUUCACUAAACAAUUCACUACGAUAACAUUUGAUGCUUGCAUUGCUUAGACAUUCACAGCAGAGUGCUCAGAACAACACUGUAUGUUCAUUGGCUGUUGGAGAAUACAUGAAGGAGAUGUGCAGAAAUAGCCUAAACUCAACUGCCAUCAUUUGUAAAGCCAUCUGUAGUUUCAUCAUUUGCAAACAGUGUUGAAAAACUAAAUAAAAGUGGUUCAGCAAACACACCAGAGGUGUGUUGAAUUUCUGAUGUUGAUUCCAUAAUAAUGGGCUAUAUCUGAGAAAAGUAAUCUUUUCAGUUGCAUAUUCCUCUGAAUAUUUUUGAGCACGUAAUUAUAUUAAAUAUUAAAGUUUCAAGGUCAGAAGAAAUCUGGAUGUCAAGGGGUACAGCACCUAUAAUACUGCUCUUAUCUGUAACCUUUCACAUGUUGUGUUUUUAUUAUGCAACAUGGAGCCAUUUGGAUUGAAGUGUAUAGUGUGUUCACAAGGAGAUGAAUGAAUUAUGAGGGGGAGGGGGGUGAGAGAGGGGUCAUGGGAAGCAAGCCCCACCCACCAACUCCCAGCAAUUGGCUGACAAGGGAGAGGGGUUGGGUGGCGGGAACAAGCCACACUUACAUCUCACAGUGCUAACACUACACUUCUGCUCAUGUGUCAGUUUAUGCUCCAAGCGAUUGGACGGAAGCUCUUUAUUUUUGCUCUUCUGUCCCUUCCCCUUUUCAGAGGAGUGGAAAGAGUAUCUGGUGCUGCUCAUGAUGGGCCAGGAACCACUAAUCACUCUUUAAAAAAUCUAUUAAUUUGUAUGUAAUACAACACAGCACAACAAUCACUUUGCAAGGUUCUGUAUUAGAUUGCUGUGGCUGAACACGAAACAUGAGCAGGCCAAACUCAACCGAUUUCUGCCAAUUCAGAAGUGGGUAGUCCUCAUUCAUCUCUUUGUGAGCAAACUGUAUCAUUAAACUAUGCCCAGCUCUGUAUUCUGCAAGUCAUUUUGAAAUGUACGACUGAGAAAUAACUCCACUGUUACUGUGUUUAGAGUCAUGUGUCAGUUCCUGUUGUAAUGCUUGUAUGCUUGAACUAUAAUUUAAUUAUCCCCUUGUGUUCAUUAUUUGCAUGUAUGAUGUGAUGGCAGUUGGCAGCUGAGUAGCCUUACGUUACUUAUAAAUUAUUGAUUGUUAGAAUUUUUAAGGUAACAUAAUGUAAUAUUUAAUUUUAAUUUUCUGGUUCGCGUAUUGUCAUGAUUUUGAAGCUUUUGCACUUAUUGCAGUUUUCUCUGUACACCGUCUCUGAUAUACUGCAGUAACUGCACUCCUUUGUUUUCUUUUUACUGACUUUUAUCUUGAACUCCAGACAUUGGAAGGGAUGAGAAGAACACAUUUUGUUGCUCUUUCCUUCCGUUCCCUUCCUUAACAUACCUGAAAUUUUUGAAAAUAUUGUGCCUCUUAUUGAGUCACUGACUGUCACAGUCAUAAAGCAUCAUUUUAUGUAACGUGCUAUAGAUACCCAUAAGUGCAGAGCACUUUGGGCGGGAAUUACCGAGGCAUAAAUGGAAAACUGGUAAGUGCUUGAUUCUGUCCACAGUUUAUUGCUCCAUCUUCAAGAGAAACUGUGCUCUCCAUUUCUUGUUAUGGCAAUUAGUGCAUUCUGCAUCUGCUCUUUUCUUUAACCAGUGACAUUUCUUGACUAGCAUUGUAGUGCUUCCUUUAUAACAUGAUUAACAUGUAAAGGAACUGGCAGUGAUUCAGGCCUUAAAAAACUGGAGGAGUUGGUAUGAUAUAGAGCUGAUGUGAUGUCAUUAUAAUUUUUUCAUUUGUCUUACCUAGAAUUAUUGGUAGGAAGAGGAUUUGUUAUUUCUAAGAAUGUCCACUAUUGUGAUUCAGGAGGGUAGUUUAGCAAUGUAAUGUUGAGACUCUUUGUAUGAUUUCCUGUAAUGUUAAGAACAUGGCUGUGAGUAGCUGCUUCAGUAAUUUUUAGUUAGUGCACAUUAUUUACCCUGUACAUGAAGCAGAUGUGAACUAAAAGAUCAUUUCUUUGAAAGGAUGCAAGUGUUUCAAUACUGUAUUAUAUGAAUGGUUCUUAAAAAGUGCAAUCUGUUUUUACCACUUUUGAUGUUAAAUAUUGGAAUACAAAUUUGUUUUAUCCUGUUCAUCAAGAAGCAUACUAAAUAUUGUAAGAAAAUUAUUUACCUUAGAACUGAAAAAAAUGCUUUCUGUUGUAAAAACAAGAAAGAAUAUGAAAGAGGAAACAUUGAAAGACAAAUCAAAUGUAUUGUAAG